AUGGAUCAUCCGUCCAACACAUCGCCUGCACCGUCUAACGCGUUCAAUUCACGCCUUGCCCUCGUCAUGAGACAGCUGGACGAUGUCAAAGCGGAGAACCGGUCUCUCAAAGAACGACUGGAGCGGCUGGAGGCUGGGGAAUCUGAAGCCCGCAACAUCAUUUUCCGUGUCAGCCAACGGCUUGCAGAGAUCGAGGAUAAUUUCUACAGCACCGCCAGCCGACAGGGAAUCUCCGACGGUGCGGUAGCAGCCACUGUAAUGCUCGACGACGAGCGCGAGAAGCGGGCUGAGCUCCAGAGGAAAUACCGAGUCGCCGCUUGUAUCGCCCAGAACAAGCACGCCGCUCACUAUAGGGUGCCGGAGAGUGAGCGCUCGCACGAUACAGGUGGCCAUGGUGCCACCAUAUCGACCUCGGAUCGCGGAGAAGCAAAUGCUCCGCCGAUCUCCGACAACUCCGCUAGAGGACGCUCCACAGCAAGCUCCUCAACAGGUUCCACUAUCUGCUUCAAAGCGCUAUGUGUGCGUCUUGUGUUGGCUGUUUUAGCAAUGUGCUGGUCGGUUGCGAGCUCACGCAAGGGACUGGAAGGCAUAUUCCGACUGAAGGGCGGCAGAGCAGCGGUUGUUGAGGAUUUUGGAGGCCAAGACUUAAGGCGAGAGGGUUAA
Coniosporium apollinis CBS 100218 is the source of this 663-nucleotide messenger RNA. RefSeq lists its product as uncharacterized. NCBI's taxonomy places the organism in Eukaryota, Fungi, Ascomycota, Dothideomycetes. The transcript is spliced from 3 exons. The coding region runs from base 1 to 663 and encodes 220 amino acids. The record is from RefSeq and is a predicted model, not a curated record.